This is a messenger RNA of Macaca mulatta (Rhesus monkey), 2158 nucleotides long. The record is from RefSeq and is a predicted model, not a curated record. NCBI's taxonomy places the organism in Eukaryota, Metazoa, Chordata, Mammalia, Primates, Cercopithecidae.
CUCCCUCCUGGCAGCAGAGAGAACCGUUCACAGCGCUCACUCAAGAGCAGACUCCCCACAGAGUCACGUGUCCGGUGACACCACCUCGCACACGCCGUCAGUUUCCAUCACAGGCGCCUUUUCAAAAUCAGCGUCUUUAAGAAUGGGGCACGUCAAGCUUGCGUCCUCCCCUGGAAGGAGUGAGGCGGAGCCUGGGGAUGAGCCGGUCUCAGAAGGUGCUGAUAACAGCCUCGACGAGUUUAGAAUAAAUAUUUUAUCGCUUGGCGAUCUGUCUCCAGCUGUCAGUGAGAACUCCGAUUUGGAACAGGAAGAGGAAAGUGCUCAGAGAGAGAAAACGGCUGGCAAAAUCUUCAGAGCCGAGGUGUCUGCUGGGCCGGAUGCCCCCAGGCAGGCCCAGGCGAGGAGCUGGGCAUCACAGGGAAAGGCCGCCUCUGCAGAGGGGGAUGAGAGCGAGGUCUCGGAGCAUCUCAGUGCCAGCUCAGCCUCUGCCAUCCAGCAGGACAGCAUUUCCAGCAUGCAGCCACCAUCUGAAGCCCCCAUGGUGAACACAGUCAGCUCAGCUUAUUCUGAGGAUUUUGAAAACUCUCCAAGUCUGACGGCAUCUGAGCCAACGGCCCGUUCCAAGGAGUCUCUUGACAGAACACUGGACGCUCUGUCUGAAUCCUCUUCAAGUGCGAAGACAGACUUUCCACAAACAGCCGAGGCUAGGAAAAAGUCGGGCAGGCACGUGACAAGGGUGCUUGUGAAGGACACAGCUGUGCAGACCCCGGACCCCACCUUCACCUACGAGUGGACCAAAGUGGCUGGUAUGGCAGCCAUGGGGCCUGCCCUGGGAGGUGCCUACGUGGACCCGACACCCAUCGCCAAUCAUGUUAUCAGCGCGGAUGCAAUAGAAGCCCUGACCGCCUACAGCCCGGCCACGCUGGCGCUCCAUGAUGUGCUGAAGCAGCAGCUGAGCCUGACGCAGCAGUUCAUCCAGGCCAGCCGGCACCUGCACGCCUCCCUCCUGCGCUCCCUGGACGCCGACUCCUUCCAAUACCACACCCUGGAGGAAGCCAAAGAGUACAUUAGGCGCCACAGACCUGCCCCGCUGACCAUGGAGGACGCGCUGGAGGAGGUGAACAAGGAGCUGUGAGCACCAGCAGGUGGAGCUUGAUGUGACAUCUAACAAAAGCAGGACAGGGGCCACCAGCCUCUGCAGAGCAGCUCCACCCAGGCAGGUCCUGGCACCCCAGCGAGCCAGAGGAAGGUGGGGUGGACGGCAGAAGCCCUGCUCGAGGAUAUCGACAUGGGACCAGGUCAGCACGCUGGGGACGCCACGUGAGCCCCUGGACGAAGCCUGUGACCCCAGGAUGCACAGCUCAAACCAGGACAUGCGUCUCCUCAGUCAGCCCAAGCACACCUCCGACUUACACACGUGUGGGAGAAAGGUCUUUAAAAAAAGGCUUUAUUUGAAGGCAAAACAAUGAAAUCCACAAGAAAUUACUAACAGCACGUGUUUACGUCUUAUCCUGAAUCAUACAUUUUAACAAUUCACAGCUACAGGAAAUCUAGAACAAAAUCAAAUAUUCAUCACGUUGGGUUGAAAAGUUGGAGGAUUUCGCAUCUUAUUGAAAAUUUUUCAAAAAUGUUUUUGUACAAAUGAAUGGCAUUGCGCCAGGCUGCCCACGGACACCACGUGUGGCCGAUUCCCAGCAGUUGCCCACCAGCUUCCACAGGGGCAGCUCCCUCCUGGCCUCCCCUCCCUUCACGGGUGUGAAAUGAAAUGACGGAGCGGGAGGUGCUGGCUGGGGUCGGGCUCCACGCUCUGGAUGGGACGGGGCCAUAGCACACGCCAGCCGGUGCAGGGUUCUUCCAAGUGCAAAACUCAAGCAGGGGAUGCGACGGGCACGGACUCCAAGGGAGCGCUCGACCUGAAGUGUCUUAGGCUGGUUUCCUGUUGAAUCUUCUGUUUCCCAGAUAACAGCAAAUGGCUACAUUCCAGAAAAAAAAUAUCAACUUAAACAACUAAAAUAACUGAACUAAGGGCCAGUACGCCUUCGAAGAAUUGGGUUUCAGAAUCUCACUGGGCCCCCUCUCAGGUCAAUAUUCUUUCUAAAACUAAACCAAGGGGAGUAAAAAUGAAAACCCUGCUUCACUUUGCAAGUCAAGUCAAAAA